Molecule: messenger RNA, 535 nt
Organism: Moneuplotes crassus
Lineage: Eukaryota; Ciliophora; Spirotrichea; Euplotida; Euplotidae
Source: the annotation of a GenBank genome assembly
UAAAAAUUUUGGUAUUAUUAGCAAUGAGUGCCAUAUAUUUUUUUGGAACCUCAACCUUCAGCAUCAGAGAAUCUAUUUAUGGAAGAAUUGUGAGUGAUAUUAUGCGUGAAUUUAUGAAUGAGCCAGAUAACAAAACUGGAACAUUGAUUUCUUUGUUUGCAGCUGUUAUUGUGCAAAUUACAUUCAUAAUUUACGCUUAUUUAAGCUUAACUCUGGUUGAUUUCAAGCAAUACUUACAGGAUAUCACAGGAGGUUAUGGACUCAUAGAUCGCUACACAGAGUGAUCCAUAUUUUUAUGUCAGAGAAAGCAGAGUGCCAGGACUCAGGCUUCAUUAAUAGAUGCUGAAGAUUCAACAUCAAGCCAAGUAAAUGCUUUAUUAGGUCAGAACAGAGACUCUCAAUGAGUUUGGGAUUGUUGAUCUGUUCUAUCAGAAGCAGAUGAUGAGUAUAAACAAAAUUAUGAGGAAAUUGCACAGAAAGAGCUGGCAUAUAGAUCAAGUGUCUAAACUCUGGUGCGAAAUUUUUACCUAAAAGA